GGAACACAUUUCAUAAACAUCCCAUUCUCCAACUACCAAAGUCAAACUGUAAAAGUAACUCUUGGAUAAAACUACAAACAACACACGUUCAUUGAUACAGCCAUCGGAACAUCAGGAUGGGAUCUUCCAGUUCAGAAAGUGAAGAGGAACGCAAACACAAAAAGCACAAAAAAAGAGAGAAGAAAUCUAAAAAAUACAAAAAGGAAAAGAAAUCGAAGAAGGAUAAAAAGCAUAAGCAUCGUAAACGUGAUCGCUCAUCUUCUGUGAGCUCCGGAAGUGAGGCUGACGAAUGGCUUGAAGCGGCCCCCGUGAAAACAAACGCAAAACCUGAUUUGCGGCAGUCGCCAGCUAAACUUGAACGAGAUGAUUGGAUGAACUCUAUGUUAAUACCGACAUACAGUAAGGAACCGAAAGGGGAAGAGAAGAAAACCGCCACAAACGAUCCAUAUGAUCCUAAAACUAGCGUACGAGAAUUGAAUCCUCAUUGGAAGAACGGUGGUUCCGGGUUACCCAGUUUUCUCAAGCCGGUUAUUGACGAUGAUGAUAACGCCGCUAGAGAGGACUACGGAAGCAGACAAGCAAACACGAAUCGAUCGCAAAGUAGACCGGCCAAUAGUGGUGGUUGGAAGAAAAGUGUUAAAGAUGAAUCAAAUACACGACGGAAUGAAAAGUCUGAUUUAGAGAAAACGUCAAACUUUGUCGGCCCAAGUAAACUCGCCAGCAACGAAGCAAAAACGGAGCCAAAUCUUUUAACUGACGAACAAUUGAACGAGCUGGGAGCCAAAAUUAUCAAAGCUGAGCUUCUUGGCAACACAGCGCAAGCAACAGAAUUAAAGGAAAAAUUAGAAACCGCCAAAGCACUUCGAAAUGAAAUGCAAUCGAAGACAAAAUCCGAACAAGUACGAGAUGCGGGUUCCAAGCGAAGGUUGAGCACGGAAGAAUCCGUGACCUACACUGUCAGCAAAUCGUACGACGGAUCCCAACGAAUUCACGGCAAGAAACAGAAACAGUACCAGCAAAAUUUACCUCUCGGGCCAGCUCUACAGGAUAAGUUUCGCUCAGAACGGCAUGAGAAUGACUCCAUGGACGCACAAUUUUUCAAAGUGUCGGCCAAAAUGGGUGAAGGAAAACGGCUUGAAAAUAUAUUUGACCAUGAACGGGCUUCUUCCGCGGUUGGCGAAGCUAGCGCUACCGAAGAAAGAACUGUUCGUGAAAUGAAUCGGAUGAGCAAAACGCAAGCGGACUGCGAACGAUGCAUUAACUCUAGCCGAUUUUCACAGGAUCAGCUCAUCACGAUGGGCAAGAAUGUGUACCUCAGCAUACCUACGUGGAGGGCGCUGCAACCGAAACAUUGCUUAAUCGUGCCUGUAGGCCACUACCCAUCGUUAACGCAAGUAGAUGAAGAUGUGCACCAAGAAAUAGUGGACGUGUGCAAAGCACUCGUGCAGAUGUUCCGGAAGCACCAAAUGGAGGUCGUUUUCUUUGAAACUGUUCGCUACCUGAAUCGGAACCCGCAUAUGUACAUCCAGUGUGUUCCGGCUAAAGACUACGAAAUGGCACCAUUCUACUUUAAAAAGGCUAUCUUAGAGUCGGAAACCGAAUGGGCCAUGAACAAAAAGCUUCACAACGUAGAUGGUUUCAACGUGAAGCGAACGGUUCCGAAAAACUUGCCAUACUUUUGGGUGAACUUUAACAUGGAAAAUGGAUUUGCGCAUGUCAUCGAAGAUCAAGAAUCGUUUCCGGUUACUUUUGCAACGGAAACCAUUGCAGGUAUUCUUGGGCUUGAUACAAGGGAUUGGCGUAAGCCAAGAAAAGAGAUGAAUCCGGCCCAAAAGGUUGAGGAGUUUAAAAACUGGUGGCAAGAGUUUGCAACGAUAUUUAGAAACGAAUAAUUAGGCAAUUUAUAAAAUCUGAAUAAUAAAUUGCGGAUGUUUUAACUCGGUUAAAAA
Anopheles coustani is the source of this 1949-nucleotide messenger RNA. Its product is annotated as CWF19-like protein 2 homolog. The record is from RefSeq and is a predicted model, not a curated record. The transcript has 3 exons. The coding region runs from base 117 to 1892 and encodes 591 amino acids. Gene Ontology annotation, cellular component: post-mRNA release spliceosomal complex. NCBI's taxonomy places the organism in Eukaryota, Metazoa, Arthropoda, Insecta, Diptera, Culicidae. Gene Ontology annotation, biological process: mRNA splicing, via spliceosome.